Molecule: messenger RNA, 1062 nt
Organism: Aegilops tauschii subsp. strangulata
Lineage: Eukaryota; Viridiplantae; Streptophyta; Magnoliopsida; Poales; Poaceae
Source: RefSeq, a predicted model, not a curated record
GCUCCCACUCCAACCAUCUCCCUUCUCCUCUCCUUUCCUCUCCCUUCCCCCCGAAGCUGCCGGCAGCCAGCGCCGCCAGCCCCUCCUCCUCCAGCCGCCGCCGCUCUCUCCUUAUAAGUCCCCCGUCUCGCCGUAUCCCUCCCCAGAUCUCGACGCAGACCGCCGCUACCGCUACUCGUCCUCCUCACGCACGCGCUUAAUCAUCUUCUUCUACCACCUUCUUGCUUCCACCACCAAGAGACCGGGAGCCGAGCAGAGCCAGCCAGCAGGCAAGAACCUGCCCGCGCCCAUGUCUGUGCGAGUGGCUUCGCCGGCGACGGCGGGGGAGAAGGCCAUGGCGCCGACGGCGUGGCCAUACCUGGAGUACAUGGCGCAGUGGGAACGCCAGGUGGAGCGGCGGCAGCUGUUCCUCCGGAGCUACCACUUCUCCCGCGACGCCGAGGUCUCGCCGCGCGCGCGCACGCGCCGCGUCGUCUGGGCCGGGGCGCGCCGCCUGCGCCGCGCCGCCGCCAAGGGGCUCCGACGUCUCCGCGCGCGCAUCCGCCUCUGUUUCGGCUGGGCCGCGCCCGCGCUCCGCCGGCGCUCCUCCCCCCGCCGUGGCGGCGUCCACGGGUUCCGCUACGGCCGCCUCCCCCGCGGAAAGGCGCCGCCGGCCGCCGCCAACGCCGCGUCCGUCUGCUUCUGGUAGCCGCCAGGUCGCGAGCUAGAAGGGAAGGCCAACGCGUCAGCGCACUCGCUGGCUUCCAAGUUAAGCUCUUGAUUGCUUAGGUGAAACAAUUAGCCGGUGAAUGCUAGCUAGCGGCGGCUUCUGCUCCAGUUCCAUGGAGUGUUCGUCGCUGCUUGCUCUGCUCGCUGUUUGACUAGAGAGAGAGAGGAUAAUUAAGUAAACAGGGCAGCUGUUGCUCAAGUGGGAUUGGUUGUGUGUGGAUGUUUUUUCGUUCUUUUUUGGUGUCUAAUUACUCUGAAUGAAUUAACUGUGUAUCUAUCUGAAGUCUUCUCUGUUCUUGCUUGACGCCUCUUCUGAUUUCUUACCUUCAUAUGUGAUGAUUGGUAACUCUGAAA